UUCCGCUCCCCUCACGGCGCGGCGGGGAGUUGCCUUCGUGAGGGGGGCUUCGCGUCUGAGGCUAUAAAAAUGUUCAGGAACAGGUCAAUGGAGAAAGAUGGAAGUUUGGAGCCUCGUCUGAAGAAAACUCUUACUGAAAUGUGUGGGGUGUGCUGAUUAGUGAUGAAGGAGAGAAGGAGGUGGAAGAAAAAUGAAAUUUCCAUGCCUUUCCUUCAGACAGCCAUUUGCCGGGUUGGUUUUAAAUAAAGUCAAAACCAUAGAGACUCGUUGGCGACCAUUGUUGGCUGAAUACAAGGCUUGCACUCUUGCUGUUCACAUUGCUUUUAAAGACUGGGAUGACGAAACCUGGAAAGACAUUCUCACAAACAGACUUGGCAUGACACCAACUCAGAUUGAAGAGUUAUUAGAAGAUGGUGAAAAGUUUGGCAGAGGUGUUAUUGCAGGGCUUAUUGACAUUGGAGAGACAUCACAAUGUACAGAAGACUUACCUCCUGAAGACAUUUUGGUGCUGGAAAAUAAGGCGAUACUCUUAGGCCUGGAACAGAAAUAUUUGACUGUUGUUUCAAACCCCAGAUGGCUGCUGGAACCAAUUCCUGCACGAGGGCACAAAGAUGUCUGGCAGGUAGACAUUCCAGAGGAAUUGAUUCCUUAUGUAGAACCCUGCUGAAGGUUCAUUCUGAAGAUUUAUUGAUCAUGCUUGUUCUAAGUGAAACAGAGACCUUUUCUGAACUACGUUGCUGUUUCUGGACAUUUACAGUAGUUUCUGGGGAGUACUAAUCAACUCUUAGGGCCCCCAAUGUGUGUACACUAAGGGAUUUCUUUUACCUGGAUAACUAUGAAUUACUACUAUAGGCACCUGCAUUUUAAAAAUCAAAUAAAUGUAUUUUCCCCUAACGUCUUCAUUCUUGGCAAGCUGAUCUUACUAGGCAUUUGGUCCAGUAAUGAAUAAUACAGCCAACAAUAGUAGUUUAUCCCUGUAAGAAGUGAACCAGUCUGAUCCAGACUCUCUGGGCAGAAGCUUUGUACAAAUACUCUGCCGGACUUUCUUUGUUCCUGCAGAAGUCCUCAUACUUUAAAAGCUACAGAAUGGGGAGAUAGUAAGGAGUAAGCUGCUGUAUUGCACAGCAGCCAAUCAAACUUCAUCCCAUUAAACACAGUGGCAGAAAAGGGAAGGGCCAUAAUCAUUCUCAUCAGUACACUAUGUUCUCUCACCAUCAGUGAUAAACACGCUUUCAUUUAAUUACCUUAGGAAGUUUUUCAUCAGGUCUGUCUCUAUGCUUGAACACAUUAUGCCCAUGUCUCUCCUACCCUUAAAACCAUAAAAACAAUGGUGUUUCCACCACCCUCUUGCAAUAUUAGAGUAUCCCAUGGCAACAAUCACAUUCUACCCCAUUCUAGGCCUGUUACUACUGUUUAGAUUUUUCCUUCUAACCCUGAACUUCCCAUACCAUUUCUCUGCUUCCCAAAUCUAUAACAUAAUGCCACAUAAUCUAUUUUACUAUAUUAAGGAGCCCUGUUUUUUAAAAUGGUAUAGCUGUUUCAACAUGCCUAUUAGGAGAAAUAGUGUUUUUGUUUAGAUUAUAUCAACAUGUCUUUGGACCAUUUCACUUUGCAUUUUAAUUUUCACAGAAAUAUAUU
Pogona vitticeps (central bearded dragon) is the source of this 1638-nucleotide messenger RNA. RefSeq names its product protein EOLA1. Lineage: Eukaryota; Metazoa; Chordata; Lepidosauria; Squamata; Agamidae. The record is from RefSeq and is a predicted model, not a curated record.